This is a messenger RNA of Acaulospora morrowiae, 152 nucleotides long. NCBI's taxonomy places the organism in Eukaryota, Fungi, Glomeromycota, Glomeromycetes, Diversisporales, Acaulosporaceae. The record is from the annotation of a GenBank genome assembly.
AUACGAAUAACCAAGAGUUUCACCGUUGUCGAGCGCCCGAACGAAAAUUCAACGCGUGUGUUCUAAGUGCUUUGAAAUUAGAAAAAAUCAUCCCGGAUUCUCCGCAGGGAAAACCACCGAUUCAUCUUAAAGAAAACCCUCUGUAUUCAUAG